AUGGCCCAGAGCGACAGCAAGCUUACCCUCUACACCAACCCUAUCUGCCCCUUCGCGCACCGCGCCCUCCUCACCGCCACCGAGAAGGGCCUUUCUUCGAGACCGUCAUCAUCCCUCUUGGCGGUUAACCCCAGGGGCACCGUGCCCACGCUCGUCCACGGAGAGCACACGAUCCACGAAUCUCUGUUGAUUACCGAAUACCUGGACGACGCCUUCUUCAACGCCAGCCCUCGCCUCCUCCCCAGCGACCCGUACCAGCGGUACGCGUCGAGGUUCAUCGUGGACCAGUUCGGCUCUCAGGUCAUCCCCGCGCUGUACCAGCUCCUCAGGAACCAGGAUCGGUCCCAAGACGACAAGAUCAAGGAGGAGAUCACCAAGAAGCUGAAGGCGCUUCUCGACCUCUACUCCGCGCAGGCUGGCGAAGGCCCCUACUUCCUGGGCCAGCACAUCUCUCUGGCUGAUGUGGCCAUUCUGCCGUUCAUCGGCCGCUUCGCCAUCUCGCUGCCGCACUACCGCGACUUCGACGUGCUGGCCGUUGACGAGCGCCUCAAGAAGUGGCACGACGCCUUCGGCUACGCCAAAUACGCCAACCCCACCCAGUAG
Molecule: messenger RNA, 603 nt
Organism: Acanthamoeba castellanii str. Neff
Lineage: Eukaryota; Discosea; Longamoebia; Acanthamoebidae
Product: glutathione transferase family protein
Exons: 7
Coding region: 1-603 (200 amino acids)
Cellular component (GO): cytoplasm
Molecular function (GO): glutathione transferase activity
Source: RefSeq, a predicted model, not a curated record